Fonticula alba is the source of this 1862-nucleotide messenger RNA. RefSeq names its product glutaryl-CoA dehydrogenase, mitochondrial. Gene Ontology annotation, cellular component: mitochondrial inner membrane. The coding region runs from base 110 to 1429 and encodes 439 amino acids. Lineage: Eukaryota; Rotosphaerida; Fonticulaceae. Gene Ontology annotation, molecular function: fatty-acyl-CoA binding; glutaryl-CoA dehydrogenase activity; flavin adenine dinucleotide binding. Gene Ontology annotation, biological process: fatty-acyl-CoA biosynthetic process; fatty acid beta-oxidation using acyl-CoA dehydrogenase. The record is from RefSeq and is a predicted model, not a curated record. The transcript has 5 exons.
CGAGCGACCUCCACACAUGCUAGUGUCCGACUUGCAACACCCCACGCUCCCCUCUUCCGCUUUCCGCUCGUCCCGCAUCCCGCAUCGACGUUCGUAGCACCCCGAAAAGAUGAUCUCCGCCCUUGCCCGCCGCGCCCCUACCGCCGCCGCCGCCGGUGCUCGCGCCUUCACCACCUCCGCUGCCCGGGCGAUCUCCCUGCCGGCUGGCCAUGUUGCGGCCUCCUCGCAGCCCGGCGACGUCGCGGCCGAGGCCAACGUCUACACCUCCUACGACUGGACCGAUCCGCUGAACCUGGCCUCCUGCCUGACCGACGAGGAGCGCAUGAUCCAGUCGCAGGUGAGCGCCUACUGCCAGCGGGAGCUGCUGCCGCGCGCGCGCGAGGCCAACUCCAAGGAGCACUUCGACCGCGCCAUCAUGCGCGAGAUGGGCGCCCUCGGCAUGCUCGGGUCCACCAUCGACGGGUAUGGCUGCCCCGGUGUCAACUCCGUGUCCUAUGGUCUGAUGGCUCGCGAGGUGGAGCGCGUCGACUCCGGCUACCGCAGUGCCAUGAGUGUCCAGAGCUCUCUGGUCAUGUACCCGAUCUAUGUGUUCGGCAGCGAGGAGCAGCGCUCCAAGUACCUGCCCCGCCUGGCUACCGGUGAGAUCAUCGGUGCCUUCGGCCUGACCGAGCCCAACCACGGCUCCGACCCCGGCAGCAUGGAGGCUCGUGCCAAGUCCAUGCCCGGCGGCGACUUCAAGCUCUCCGGUACCAAGACCUGGAUUACCAACUCCCCGAUCGCCGACGUCUUCGUCGUCUGGGCCAAGACCGACGACGGUGUCAUUCGCGGCUUCCUCCUCGAUCGCGACAUGCCCGGCCUCUCCACCCCCACCAUCCACGGGAAGUUCUCCCUGCGUGCCUCGACCACCGGCCAGAUCGUCAUGGACGACGUCAUUGUCCCGGCCACUGCCAUGCUCCCCGGCGCCCGCGGUCUGCGUGGGCCGUUCUCUUGCCUGAACAAGGCCCGCUUCGGCAUUGCCUGGGGCUCGCUCGGCGCGGCCGAGGCCUGCCUGCACGCCGCUCGCAGCUACACCGUCGACCGCCAGCAGUUCGGCCGCCCGCUGGCCGCCACCCAGCUCAUCCAGAAGAAGCUGGCCGACGCCUCGACCGAGAUCGCCCUCGGCCUGCAGAGCUGCCUGCAGGUUGGCCGCCUGAUGGACGCCGGCCGCGCCGCCCCGGAGAUGAUCUCCAUGCUGAAGCGCAACAACUGCGGCAAGGCCCUGGCCAUCGCGCGCGAGGCCCGCGACAUGCUCGGUGGCAACGGCAUCUCCGACGAGUACCCGAUCAUUCGCCACGUCAUGAACCUCGAGGCCGUCAACACCUACGAGGGCACCCACGACGUGCACGGCCUGAUCAUUGGCCGCGCCAUCACCGGCCAUGCUGCCUUCUAAGAAGAAGGGGCAAGGCACCGCCUCCAGGCGUCUUGUCUGUCCUUCUAUCAUUCUUUCCGACCCCUGCGUCCUCCCCUCUCCCCCUUCGGGCGGCGUGUAUCAUUCAAGCCCUCCCGAUGCCGUCGCGGGGGAGGCGGGUGGCUUUUGUGAGGAGUCGGAUCCGAUAGGGCUGGCCCCUACAGGGGAUGGCGAGGGGGACGACCCAUCCCUUGCAUGUGUGGGCGUUUGCCCCCGGCGCCAAGAGGACCACCCGCCCACCACGUCAGCCCCGUAUUCUGUGUGCGCGCGUGUGCACAUGCAAGCCCACAUCUUCUUGUCCUCUCUGUCCAGCCUGCUUUGCCCCUCGCCAAGAGGUGUCGGCAGGAGGAAAACACCCCCCCCCCCCCCACAAUACACUCCCUCCUGUUUGCCUUCUGGAGCGGGCCUCAUACGA